UCUCCUACCACCUUCUACCACCCUUUUCCUUCUUCUCUUUUUUUGCUACAUCGUAAUAGAGGUUUAGAUCUGGGAGAUCGCCUUGUUUUGCACUUUAUCAACUUCUCCCUUAAGGUCUCUCUUUACUCCUUUCUUUCGUCGUCUUCUCGGACACUGUUACUUCCUGUCUUAUUUGGUCUCUUGUGUAUUGCCACUCAAUAGACACAACGGGAUUUUUUCAUCUGACGUCCUCAUUCCUUUCAUCUUCUAUACAGAACAGAAAAGGAAUCUUUUCUCGGACGCGAUCCUGGACAGCAGACUGUAAUUGCUGUACAUCUUGAAUCCUUCGCAAAAAAAAAGCACAGAUUUUUUCUCUUGUACGUCUGACAUCCGCUACGCUUUGCGCCGCACCUACGAAACAAAUUCACUGACGGAUCUCCAUCUGUCUCUUCCAGUCCGUGAAUUUCCGCAAAUAUGGCCGACGGUUUGAAGAUGGGAAACCUUUCCCUCAACGAGUCUCAGCACGCCCCUGCUGCUCCCGCCAACACGGGUCGCGCUGCCUACAUCCCUCCUCACCUUCGUGGACGCCAGAUGGCUGGUGCCAACAUGGACGGUGCUCCCGCUCCCGCUGCCGCUCCCCCUGCCCCUGCUGCCAACAACUCCUGGGGUAACAGAGGAGGCCCUCGUGGUGGCAACUGGGCUAAUGCUAACGCUCCUGAUUUCAGCCCUCGCGGUCCCUCCAAUGGUAACCCUAACUGGACACCCCAAGACGGUCAACGCCGGCCCUUUAACCCAGAUGCUUACGGAAACCCAGGUCACGGAGGCUCCUAUGGCGGUGGUAGCUCCGGUGGCUCCGGUGGCUCUGCCCGCGGAUCCGGAGAUGGCCAGUGGCGCGACGGCAAGCACAUCCCCGGCCCUGCCAAUCCCCGCUUGGAACGUGAAUUGUUCGGAGUCCCCAACGAUCCCACCAAGCAGAACACUGGUAUCAACUUCGCCAACUACGAUGAUAUCCCCGUGGAGGCUUCCGGUCACGACGUUCCCGAGCCGGUCAACACCUUCACCAACCCUCCUUUGGAUGAUCACCUGAUUGCCAACAUCAAGCUGGCUUACUACCAGACCCCCACGCCCGUCCAGAAGUACUCCAUCCCCAUUGUCAUGAACGGCCGUGAUUUGAUGGCUUGUGCUCAGACUGGUUCCGGAAAGACUGGUGGUUUCCUGUUCCCUAUCCUGUCCCAGGCUUUCCAGCACGGUCCCUCGGCGGCCCCCGCCCAGGCGUCCGGUCAAUUCAGCUACGGCCGUCAGCGUAAGGCUUACCCCACCUCCCUCAUUCUGGCUCCUACCCGUGAGCUUGUCUCCCAGAUCUUCGAUGAAGCCCGCAAAUUCGCCUACCGCUCUUGGGUUCGCCCUUGCGUUGUCUACGGUGGUGCCGAUAUUGGUUCUCAGCUCCGUCAGAUCGAGCGUGGCUGUGAUCUUCUUGUCGCCACUCCUGGUCGUCUGGUUGAUCUGAUUGAGCGUGGUCGUAUCUCUCUGGUCAACAUCAAGUACCUCAUUCUUGACGAGGCCGAUCGCAUGUUGGACAUGGGUUUCGAGCCCCAGAUUCGCCGUAUCGUCGAAGGCGAGGAUAUGCCCCACGUCAACGACCGUCAGACUCUGAUGUUUUCUGCCACCUUCCCUCGCGACAUCCAGAUGCUGGCCCGUGAUUUCUUGAAGGACUACGUCUUCUUGUCUGUUGGUCGUGUUGGUUCCACCUCGGAGAACAUCACCCAGAAGGUUGAAUAUGUCGAGGACCACGACAAGCGCUCCGUCCUGCUCGACAUCCUCCACACCCACGGUACCACCGGUCUCACCCUGAUCUUCGUCGAGACCAAGCGUAUGGCCGACUCUCUGUCCGACUUCCUGCUCAACCAGCGCUUCCCUGCGACCGCCAUUCACGGUGACCGCACCCAGCGUGAGCGUGAGCGUGCCCUGGAGAUGUUCCGUUCCGGCCGCUGCCCCAUCCUGGUUGCUACCGCUGUUGCUGCUCGUGGUCUCGAUAUCCCCAACGUCACGCACGUCAUCAACUACGACCUGCCCACCGAUAUUGACGACUAUGUUCACCGUAUCGGUCGUACUGGUCGUGCUGGUAACACCGGUAUUGCCACUGCUUUCUUCAACCGCGGCAACCGUGGUGUCGUCCGUGACUUGAUCGACCUUCUCAAGGAAGCCCACCAAGAGGUCCCCUCCUUCCUGGAGAGCAUUGCUCGUGAAGGCAGCGGAUACGGUAGUCGUGGCGGUCGCGGUGGCCGUGGCCGUGGUGCUAACGCUACCCGUGAUAUGCGUCGCAUGGGCGGCGGCAUGGGCAGUGGAGGCGCCUCCUUCGGCGGAAGCGGUGGUAGCUACGGUGGUCCUAGCGGUGGCUAUGGCGGUGGCGGCUUCGGCGGUCCUCCCUCCUACGGCGGUGGUGCUGGCGGUGGCGGCUACGGCGGCUACAGCGGCGGCGGCGGCGGUGGUGGUGGUAGCUACGGAAACCCUUCGGGCCCUACUGGACCUUCUUCCUGGUGGUAAACCCGAAGUUGUGUUCUCUGACGAGGCCGUCGGGUCUGAUUGGCUCCUUUCAUCUUCUCUUUUACCUCUCCUUGUUGCGGAUACGAUCAGAACGAGCCCCGAGUCUUCUACCCUUCCUCCUCCCCCUCGAUCUUGCUCUCGGGCCGGCUUUGUCAUGACUGCCACGACUUCCAUCUAGACUUCGUUUGUUCUCUUACAUGUGUUUCUGUCUGAUGUCCUUUUCCCGUUCUAUGUGCCGGUGUUUUCGUUUAUUUCUUUGUCUUUUUUUUUUCAUUUGCCGCUGAGCAUUCUGUUAUUUUCCUUGUUUUUAGACAUGGGUUUUCGAUGCGGUCCGAUCUCCUCCUCUCGCUGCUCCUGGUUAUGACCUUUUCCUAAUCGAGAGCAUUUGGGUCGGGCAUGG
Aspergillus homomorphus CBS 101889 is the source of this 2923-nucleotide messenger RNA. RefSeq names its product DEAD/DEAH box helicase. Bases 454 to 2523 code for a protein of 689 amino acids. The transcript is spliced from 2 exons. Gene Ontology annotation, cellular component: nucleus. Gene Ontology annotation, molecular function: RNA binding; ATP binding; RNA helicase activity. The record is from RefSeq and is a predicted model, not a curated record. Lineage: Eukaryota; Fungi; Ascomycota; Eurotiomycetes; Eurotiales; Aspergillaceae.